CAGAGAAGGACCAACAACAUUUGACCAAUGUGGGUGUGUCUCUAUGCUCCUCUGCUUACGGUUUGGUGUGUGCUGGUGCGAUCUGAGUCAAACUGUGAUCAGGUGCAGUUCUUAGACUCUAAUGGCACUUGUGUUGCAUGCCCUGUAUGUGGGCCUGGAGAGCAGCUCUCAGAGGACUGCGGCUUUGGAGACGGCGGGGACGGGGUCUGUAUUCCGUGUGAGGAAGGGACGUUCAGCACAGAAGCAGAUGUGGCUCCAUGCAGAAGAUGCACCCAGUGCAAUCUGCUGAACCGGCGGGAGGAGACAGCGUGUUCACCGGUGACUGAUGCCCUGUGUGGACAGUGCGUUCCAGGGUUUUAUGAACUCAGGAGCAUGACUGGGGAAGUGGAGCUGUCCUGUUUGCCUUGUUCCCACCAUGAUGCCGGCCAUAAAGAGUGUUUACAUACGACAGCUUUGGGCUCUAAAACAAAGGCGCACGCGGCCAUCACCUUGAGUAAUUUAAAAGAACCUGAAGAGAGGAGAGUGAAAGAAGAAACAUUUUCAGUGGUCCUGAUUGGCUCAGCGACAGCUUCCUCGAUUUUCUUCGUUGCUCUGCUGCUUUGGCUGUUUCUCCUGACGGCAGAGAGAUUCAAGCAGGUCCCUGAGUACAGCUCUCCUGAGCCUGAAGGACUACUGUCUGCAGCCGACAUCCAGUGCACACAUCUGUCCAUCCCCUCAGAGAGAGCAGCAGAAGCCCCUUCACUGACGGCUACAGCUGAAGAUCCGGCAAGAGGCCUGCACUCAGUGAGCCACGAGAACGAGUUGCAUCCUACCUCUAUUGUGAUAAAUGUCACCACCAACAUCAAGUCCUCCGGUUCAAACAAAGACAACAGCACAAAGGAGGAGCAACAAAACAUCUCCACAGAGGAGAUGGAGCAACAACUGCAGGCAAUAUGGGAGCUCACUCAAGGACAGAGUAUCGAGGUGCUGGACUAUGACACAGUCCAGGACUUGUCCCUGCUGCUUGACUCACCUGAGAACAUCAACAUUUUGAGGAGACUUGGCUGGUCUCUGGGCGUUCCACCUCAGGUCAUUGCACAUAUCAAAGGAUUCCAGGACCUUUUUCAGUACCUGCGCACCUCCACGUACACACUGCUGCCCCAACUGGCCCAGGCUGCUGCACUCUUGCCCCACUCUGGUGUCGUUGCUAGGAUACACAGAGCCGUGGUGAACAACUGACCACUUGGACUGUACGUGUCAUAUAGUAUUUCUGACCUACUUUGCAUGAUGUCACCAGAUCCUCCUAUUAAUCAAAUACUUAUUGUUUGGAAAUUCAUUAUUUCAAGAGACUUCAACAAACUGGUUUUACUAAAAUGUCGUAUCACUGACUUCUGACCAUUGUUUUUGAGCAUUGUAAAGGAUACUUACCAAGUUUCAUCCGAAUAAAAGUAUA
Mugil cephalus (flathead mullet) is the source of this 1432-nucleotide messenger RNA. Its product is annotated as tumor necrosis factor receptor superfamily member 19-like. The transcript is spliced from 10 exons. Gene Ontology annotation, biological process: positive regulation of canonical NF-kappaB signal transduction; positive regulation of JNK cascade. Gene Ontology annotation, cellular component: plasma membrane. Gene Ontology annotation, molecular function: signaling receptor activity; protein binding. The coding region runs from base 28 to 1218 and encodes 396 amino acids. The record is from RefSeq and is a predicted model, not a curated record. NCBI's taxonomy places the organism in Eukaryota, Metazoa, Chordata, Actinopteri, Mugiliformes, Mugilidae.